Messenger RNA from Magallana angulata, 2723 nucleotides. Its product is annotated as integrin beta-PS-like. The transcript is spliced from 18 exons. Bases 104 to 2401 code for a protein of 765 amino acids. Gene Ontology annotation, cellular component: cell surface; integrin complex; focal adhesion. The record is from RefSeq and is a predicted model, not a curated record. Gene Ontology annotation, biological process: cell-matrix adhesion; integrin-mediated signaling pathway; cell migration. NCBI's taxonomy places the organism in Eukaryota, Metazoa, Mollusca, Bivalvia, Ostreida, Ostreidae. Gene Ontology annotation, molecular function: integrin binding.
CUCAGUUUCGGUUUUCUUUUCACGAAAAGGAUUUUACAACUUGCCGUCGAUAUUGACAUGCGGAGUCAAAAACGUUAACUAGGGGCAUGCGAUUGAAUGUAAUAUGUCCUUUGUGUGGUAUCUCAUAGCAACAUUCCUUACAGCAGAUGUCGUUGUUGAGGGUCAGCAAUGCUCUGGUUCGAAGUGUAGUGACUGCUUGAUAAAUGAAGGAUGUGUGUGGUGCCAAGACCAGGGUUUUAAAGCUAAACGAUGUGGAAGUUUUUCGGAGAUGAAAGAAAAUGAGUGUAAAGAUGUUGUUCAAAGAAAAAACCAUGCGGUUGAGAUACUGGAGAACAAUGCGUUUUCUGACGGAGGUCCGGGGCUUGAUCCCAUUCAAAUCAAACCGCAGAGAAUAAGGAUCAGACUGGCACCAAACAGUGCACUCCGAAAUGUGAAGAUACACUACAAGGUCGCAAAAAACUUUCCACUUGAUCUUUACUUUCUUCACAACCCCUCUAUGUCAUUAGAGAAUUUAGUCACAAAUUUCACUGAAAUAGCAGAUGAUAUAGUUAAGGAGAUAUCAAAUUUCACAACUAAUUUUCGGCUUGGGUUCGGAACAGCCAUGGAUAAAGUUAUCGCUCCUUUUGUUCACAGGGACCCUGAAUAUUUACUCCAUCCAUGUAAUAUACAAAAUAUGGAAUGUGACAACCCGUACUCCUUUUUACAUAGAAAAUCUUUCACAGCUAAUACAGCUGAGUUUAAGGAUGUAUUUAGCAAAGUUAAUCAUUCUGGUAAUCAGGAUAUUGGAGAAGGGAUGUUUGACGGGCUGAUGCAGGUAAUGGUGUGUGGGGAUAAGAUAGGCUGGAGGAAUAAAGCUAGACGGAUGCUUGUCUACGCAACAGACGUCAACUUUCAUCAGGCGGGGGACGGUCGGACAGCGGGAAUAUUGGAACCAAAUGAUUGCGAAUGUCACCUUGAUGAUACGGGCAAAUAUACAAAGGCUGAAAUUCAGGAUUUCCCAUCCGUUGGUCAGAUCAUUCAAAAGGCUCGCGAGAACAACAUCAAUGUUAUUUUUGUGAUUGGAGGGAAUGAAAGUAGUAUAAUAAGGUCCAACUACUAUGAUAAACUGGCCAGAUAUUUACCUGGCGGUAACCACAAAGCAUCAGCGUUGUCCAACGACUCCAAGAACAUUGUUGACAUUAUUCGUGAUAGUUAUCGGAGUUUGUGUGAAUCUGUGAAAUUAUUAACAAGCGGUGUUCCUAAUGAACUUCUCCUAAGUCUUUACAGUAACUGUAGAACUAAUGGGCGACUCUUUGAUAGAACUAGCAUAUGUGAAGGACUGGCCUUGGAUGAAUGGGCAAACUUCUCAAUAGUUCUUCGAUCAAACAUGACUUCUUGUCCAUCACAAAGAUCCUCUAACAUGACAAUUUUCCCUGAGGGCAUUAAAGAUCGUGUUGAGAUUGAGGUGGAACAUGAAUGUAAAUGUGACUGUGAACAGGAGCCAGAGGCGGAGCCAAACAGUACGAAAUGUAACCAGAGAGGGACGUACGAGUGUGGGGUGUGUCACUGUAAUGAGGGGUGGUCAGGUGACAGCUGUGAGUGUGACGAGAGGGGAUCAGAGAUGGAGGCGUGCGGGACUGAGGCGGGAAUCUGCAGCAAUGUUGGAAAUUGUAAAUGCCCCCAAAGACCAACUGAUUCCCUCAUAAUAGGCCUUGGUAUUUGUGGGGCUGUUGUACUAGUCGGAAUAAUCCUCAUCGUUUCUUGGAAAAUACUCUCUUUCAUUUAUGACACUGUGGAGUACUCAGGAUAUAAGGCAGAUACAAACGAUCCACUUUGGGAUAAGUCUGGGAAACCAAUUUACAUGGAAUGCACACCGACGACACAAAAUCUUAUUACAUGUAGUAGCUACAGUAGACAUACAGACCCCGACAAUCAAAACAAAUACGAAGGAAUCGAACCGACACAGAAUGACGUUCAUGAAUACAAGAAACUCGAAAAUGUCGAGGAAAACGAAUCUACUACCACCAAAAAGCAAAAUAAGUAUGUAACACUUGACAACACACGCGUCAGCACUCACAAAUAUACAAAACUCGAAGACAUCAAGAAACCAAAUCCUGAUACCCACGAAACACAAUGCAACUAUGAUGAAAUCGAUCAAACACAAGUCGGCACUCACAAAUAUAGGAAACUUGGGGAAAUAAAGAAAGCUUAUCAUGAUACUUGCGAAAAAUGUAACAACUAUGAAAAGAUUGAUCAGAAAGAAGCUGAUGUUCACAAGUACUCGAAACUCAGGGAAGCGCAGGAAAUUGAACUUGACUGCCCUGAAAAUCGGAACAGUUACGAUGAGAUUAACGAGAAAGAGAUUGAUGACGAUCAUUACAUGGAAAUUAAACAAAUCAAGGAAAUAAAACUUCACAGAUAGUUUGAUGAUUCUGAUUUACUUUCACAUUAUAACCAAAAUUAUACCCGAAUUUUAGUUAGCCAAAAGAAUCACCUUUAAUACAUAAUCCACCAUUAUACGAUUACAUAUACCAUUGCGCAAACGAAGCAGAACGUAAUAAUUAUCAUAUUUUUUCAGACUGCAAAGUUUUAGGGAAAAGAAAAUCAAUUACAAGGAUACAAUAACUGAGAAUAGAAGAAAAAAUUAAGUGAAAUUUUAGAUAAAUCUAUAUUAGAAAGAAUUUUAUAUUUCUAUUUAUUUUGUAUAGAGCGUAUACUGCUUGUCGUAUUGUGUAUGUAUUUUA